Molecule: messenger RNA, 923 nt
Organism: Aspergillus welwitschiae
Lineage: Eukaryota; Fungi; Ascomycota; Eurotiomycetes; Eurotiales; Aspergillaceae
Product: U6 snRNA-associated Sm-like protein LSm8
Exons: 2
Coding region: 370-666 (98 amino acids)
Biological process (GO): mRNA splicing, via spliceosome
Cellular component (GO): U6 snRNP; U4/U6 x U5 tri-snRNP complex; precatalytic spliceosome
Molecular function (GO): RNA binding
Source: RefSeq, a predicted model, not a curated record
CCUCGCUGCUGUUGCUCCUUCCCACCGAUUUUCCCUUGUUCCUUCCGAUUAGCGCGUCAUAUACACGAUUCUUCUCCUUUUGUACAGGACAGCUGGCCGACCUCGGAGCUUAGUGAGCAGAAUCCCGCCAGCUUGACGAUCGGAACGCGGCGACGAAGUAUUUGCUGCGAGUCAAGCUACUAGCUUCCAACCUAGUGCACGAGUGCAUUCGACUUGGUUACGGAAUUCUAAAUUAUUCUCCGGAUCGCCUUUACUACGAGUCAGCUGGGUUAGGUGACCUUGGACGCUGGUGCAUUUUUCGCUGCUUGGCUUGUUUUACUGUUCAAAGUAUUGGUGAUUCGGUACUUGACCUUGACACUUUUGAUCAUCAUGUCGCUUCACUCUUAUAUUAACAAGAAAGUAUGCAUCCUGACGGUUGACGGACGGACACUCCUGGGGACAUUACUCUCGACCGACCAGCUCACGAACCUGGUUCUCCUGGACACGAUCGAGCGAAUCAUCCGGACCCCCGACGACCCGGAACCCAGUUCCCAGAUUGAACAUGGGCUGUAUCUGAUCCGAGGCGACAACGUUGUAUUAUGCGGAGAGGUUGACGAAGCCAUUGACAAUGAUAUCGACUGGACGAAGGUCAGGGGAGAAGUGGUCAAAGGCACCAAGAACGCAUGAAACAGCGGGGAAGCGGUGUUCCGAUGAUUAUCUACAUGACAAGGAGUUUCUUUUUCUCGCAGCAAGAAGAAAGGAAAAAAAGAGGAUGAGCGUUUUAAGUGUACGAUGGGGAAGUGGACGAGUUUCAACGUAACAUUGGUGGCUAGUGCGUAUAUGGGUCAGGCGGGAACCCCCUCCCUCUCUUUGUGGUGGUCUUCGUUCGUCAAUUAAGGGGAGGGGGGCAGUAAGCGCGUGCCAGUGUCAGUGCCGGCCAGGGG